Messenger RNA from Owenia fusiformis, 1031 nucleotides. The record is from the annotation of a GenBank genome assembly. Lineage: Eukaryota; Metazoa; Annelida; Polychaeta; Sabellida; Oweniidae.
GGGUGAUAAAAGUUGAAAGAAGUUUUCGGAAACCAGUGGAAGAAAGUGAUUUUGCGUCUAGUUUGAAGAGUAUUUGGUGAUCAGUCUUAUUUGCUUAUAGUGAGUCAAACUGUAUGAGACACCAACUCUAUAGGAGAGCCUCUCACUGCCUACUGCUGACAGAUAUUUCAACUAUUUACCACAAUAUCAGCUUGGAUCACACAAAGCUAUAAGAGGAUAUCUGAGCCCUUUUGUACUGUCAGAAGUUUUCAAUUCAUAUUAGGGAGUAUUUCGAAGGAAGUUUGAGUUAUAUUGGAGUGUACUUUGAAAAUUGGAACACUAUAUUGGAUUACCACUGUGGAGAGCUAAAAAUAUAGAGGUUUAACAUUAAGCUAUUGAAGAAAGAAAACCAAUGUCACACUGACUUCAGUCAUAAUACAGAGGACAACAAUAGAAAUAUCAUAUUGCACAAUUCCGGGUUAGCAAUACAGCGCAGACAUUCAUAAUUUCAAGCAUAAUCCAGCCAGCAUAAUACACAAUGGGAAAUAAGAGUGGAAAGUUCGACCCGCAAAAGGCUGCAGCCGCAGAGAAAAAUGGUGCCAAUGGCAACGGAACCUCCAAGAAGAAGGACAAGAAAAAGAACAAGAACGAAGAAGUAGCCACUCCCGUCGUUGUAACCCCUAUAGAUGGAGUUAGUGAACCUUCUACUAAAGAGCCGGAAAAACCGGCAGAAUCUCCGCCGGAGAAUGCCAAGGAUAAAUCAGUUGAUAAGGCCAACGAAGCCGAAGAGGAAUACACAAUAGACGAUAUCACCCAGGAACUUGACGAAGAAGAAGUAGCAAAAGCAAUGGCAGACACACCAACCAAAGAUGCUCCAGCUACUGCUGAACCUGUUGUAGAGGCAGCCGCAGCUGCUACAGUUGAGGCUCCAAAGGAAGAGGCUCCAAAAGAGGAGACUCAAAAGGAAGAAGCUACAAAAGAAGAGACUCCAAAAGAAGAGGUGCCAGUUGAACCUGCAGUAGAGGCUCCAAAGGAGGAGACUCCUAAAGAAG